This is a messenger RNA of Leptopilina heterotoma, 2155 nucleotides long. Its product is annotated as probable 4-coumarate--CoA ligase 1. Gene Ontology annotation, cellular component: mitochondrion. The transcript has 9 exons. The record is from RefSeq and is a predicted model, not a curated record. Gene Ontology annotation, molecular function: long-chain fatty acid-CoA ligase activity. Bases 226 to 1971 code for a protein of 581 amino acids. Lineage: Eukaryota; Metazoa; Arthropoda; Insecta; Hymenoptera; Figitidae. Gene Ontology annotation, biological process: fatty-acyl-CoA biosynthetic process; long-chain fatty acid metabolic process.
UCAGUAUUCUUAAUACUUUCGUUUAAGAAGGUUUAAGAUAGAAGUUUUAUAUCUUGUUCAAGUAAACAGUUACUGUAUAUAAAUCAAUAACAAUAGCAAAUUAACAAUAAUUCUUCACUAAAAAGUGUUAUAAAAAUAACAAAAAAGUUCUUAGAAAAAUUAAGUAUUUAGAAAUUAAUAAGUCUUUUUAAUACUAUUUUAUACAUUAACUUUAAAUAAUUAGAAAUGACUUUAAAAAUUAUGAAGUGUUUAAUUCGUUCCUUCACGAGAGAUGGAACAAAAUUCUUCAACUCCACUGUCAGAUGCGUCUCAAGUGUUCCAAAAAUGAAAGUUGUUCAAGGAAUGAAUGGAGAACAAAUUAUUCAAUCUCCUUAUGAGAAUGUGCCACUUCCGAAUAUAACUUUACCAGAAUAUGUUUGGAAAAAUGUGAAUAGUUACAGUAAUAAUGUAGCAUUGGAAUGUGGUCUAACUGGAAGAAGAUAUACCUACGGCGAAGCACGUGACAAUUGUAAUUAUAUUGCGAGGAGUUUGUCCAAAUUGGGAAUUAAGAAUGGAGACAUUGUGGCGCUUAUUUUGCCGAAUUUGCCAGAGACACCUAUCGCAUUCCUCGCUUGUUUGGAAGCAGGUGCAAUCGUAACGACGGCAAAUCCCUAUUAUACUGUCGAUGAAUUAAGCAAACAGCUUUCCGUUGUUUCAAAGAAGCUUUCUGCUGUGAUUACUUCGACGGAAAUUGCCUCUACUGUGGCUACAGCUGCAAAAUCCGUUUUAUCUGACAAUUGUCCAUUUAUUGUUGUUGACGAUGGGAUACAAUCAAGUUUCGUAAAACCAAAUGCUCUAAAUUUUAAUGAUUUAAUUGAAAUGGGAAAAACACUUCCACAAUUACCGUCGUCCAGCAGAUCACCUAAAGAAGUAUCGAUUAUUCCCUUCUCAAGUGGAACAACAGGCCUUCCAAAAGGAGUAAUGUUGUCUGAUGAAAAUUUAGUUUCCAAUUUAGAAAUGUUAUUAAAUACAGCAGGUGGUGAAUUCUUUACCAAAACAGAUGAAGAACAAGAUGUAUUUCCAAUUGUGUUACCAAUGUUUCAUAUAUUUGGAAUGAAUUGUGUGACAUUCUCCAGACUUGCAGAUGGUGCAAAAUUAGUCACAUUACCAAAAUUCACACCUGAAUCUUAUAUUUCCACUUUAGAGAAAAAUAAGGUUACUGGAUUAUUUUUGGUUCCUCCCAUCCUUUUGUUUCUCACUUCAUCCACCCUUGCAAAAAAGCAUCACUUGGAUCAUGUAAAAUUUGUUUUUAGUGGAGCGGCCCCCCUUAGCGAUACUGAUUUUGAAAGGUUUAUGGAAAAGUUCGAAACGUCUAUAAAAUGUUGUCAAGGUUAUGGCCUGACGGAAUCGUCUCCAGCAGCAUUUAUUGAAAUGUCUGGAAAAAAGUAUGCUAGUAUUGGAAAGCCUGUUAGCAAUUGUCAGGCGAGAUUAGUUGACAUUGAAACAAAGAAAGAUAUAAGUAAACCUCACAAAUCAGGUGAAUUAUGGAUCUCAGGACCUCAUAUUAUGAAAGGUUACUUUGAUAAUGUUGAGGCUACAAAAGAAACAUUGGAAAAUGGUUGGCUCAAAACUGGCGACGUUGCUUACUUUGAUGAGGAUGGUGAUUUCUUUAUUAGCGACAGAAUAAAGGAACUCAUCAAAGUUAAAGGUUUUCAGGUGGCUCCAGCUGAACUGGAGGGUAUUUUGCGAACACAUCCUUGCAUCGCAGAAGCUGCAGUGAUUGGCGUUAAAGAUGCUAAAGCGGGAGAGCUUCCAAAGGCGUUUGUUCAACUUAAGAAAGAUAAGGAAACUUCCGAAGAGGAAAUACAGAACUUUAUGAAAGGAAAAGUUUCCGAAUAUAAAGAACUACGAGGAGGUGUUACUUUUUUGAAAGAAGUUCCAAAAAGUUCUACAGGAAAAAUUCUACGCUCUAAACUGAAGAAUAAUUUGUAAUAUAGUGAUGUGAAAGCAGUACUUUAAUUUAAUACCUACUAAUUAAUCAAAAUUUACUUACAUUUCUGAUCUUCUAAACACACGUUGUUUUACAAAAUGUUAAUAUUGUCUUUUUAAAAUUUUUUUUUAAAAUUGUAAUACUGUAAAUAGUAUAUUUUUACACAAUAAAAUAUAUUCUUCUUUA